Nomascus leucogenys (northern white-cheeked gibbon) is the source of this 5093-nucleotide messenger RNA. RefSeq names its product minichromosome maintenance domain containing 2 (gene MCMDC2). Gene Ontology annotation, molecular function: single-stranded DNA helicase activity; ATP binding; DNA binding. Lineage: Eukaryota; Metazoa; Chordata; Mammalia; Primates; Hylobatidae. The record is from RefSeq and is a predicted model, not a curated record. Gene Ontology annotation, biological process: double-strand break repair via break-induced replication.
AGGGCUCCGCUCCGCCUACGCUGCGGGCGGCGAGCAACCGCCGAGCUCGGUAGGAGUCAAGGUUUUCACAUCCUUUCUAUGAGUUUUGCCAUCUGUAGCUUUUAUCAACAAUUUUGGUUUAAUCAAUUAGAAAUAGAGAAGAGUCAUUAACCAGGAGAAAAUGUCAAAUCUAAAAAUGAAAGAGGCGGCCCUCAUCUACCUUGACAGAAGUGGAGGCCUCCAAAAGUUUAUAGAUGACUGCAAGUACUACAAUGAUUCAAAACAAAGCUAUGCUGUGUAUCGAUUCAAAAUUUUAAUAAAUCCCUCUGAUGUUGUUGAAUUAGAUGCUGAGCUUGGAAAUCACAUUUUACACCAACCUUUAAAAGCUGCUGAAGUUUUUCAAUCAGUCUGUUUUAUUGCUGUUAAGACUCUCUCAUUAAUUGGACAAUUGCAGACUGAAAUGCAAAUUAAUAUAGUGCUGAAAUUAACACAUUUACCUCCCCUGCCAAGUUAUGGUCUUGAUCUUUGUGAGUUUCCACUUGAUUAUACAUCUCAGAGAUUUUAUAUGAUGCAAGGAAUUGUGACUGCAAUGACAACUGUAACCAAGUAUACACAAGGGGCAAGAUUUCUUUGUUCAGACGAAGCAUGCCCUCUUUCAAAAGGAUUUCAGUAUAUAAGAGUGCAUGUGCCUGGUGCUACAGAAUCUGCAACGAUAAGAAAUGACUUUUUGUGUAAUCUGUGUUCAUCUUCACUUCAGGAAGACAGAAAAUUUAGAGUACUUGGUGAUAAACAAAUAGUUGAAAUAAUUGCUACAAAGGCACUUCAUGCUUUUCAAGGAUAUUCUAACAACCAGCCAUUUAGGUUUCAAUCACUUACAAUUUUCCUAAGAGAUGAAUCAGUGAAUAAAAUGAAUAUAGGAAAUGAAUAUAAAAUUAUUGGAAUUCCAACCUGUGUAAAAACCUCACAAACUGCUGUCUGUAUAGAAGCAAAUAGCAUAACUUUUUGUAAUUCAAAAGUUCCUUCAGGAAUUAGUGACAACUUCAGGUGUCUCCUCUCCUUAACUUCCGGCUCGUGCUGGAAGUUUACAGCAAUACUUGCCAAUAUCUUUGCAUCACAAAUUACCCCUCCUGGGACUUACAAUUUGCUCAAGCUCUGUUUGUUGAUGAGUCUAGUACAGACAACUGACCGUAACAAGAAACUGGAAGAUUGCCUGGAUAUUUUAAUUAUAACAAGUGAUACUCUACUCAUAGACAGGCUUCUGAAUUUUAGCAUAAACCUUGUCCCCCGUGGUAUACGUCAUCUAGUCUCUACUGAAAUUUUUCCCACUCUAUCCAGGAAUAAGUAUGGAACUGGAGCAGUUAGCAUUCAGGCUGGCAGUGCUUUGCUAGCUAAAGGUGGUAUCUGCUUUAUAGGAGACUUGGCUUCACACAAAAAAGAUAAACUUGAACAGCUUCAAUCAGUUCUGGAGAGCAGAAGCAUCACAGUGUACAUCCCAGGAAAGAAGUUUGGGGAGGAUAUUGAUCAACAGAUGACUUUUCCAGUUCAGUGCAGUUUUUGGUCUUUUGUUGAUACGGAUUCAUCUUCAAGGAGAAAUGCACAGAAAAUCAACACUCUAAUUGGUCAGAUGGAUUGCAGUUUGAUUCCAGCUAACCUUGUGGAGGCAUUUGCUUUAUUGAUUAACUGCAAUGAGUCAUCUCCCUGCCACCCAUUUCUUCCUACUGUGCAACACACUUUGAACAAAGCCAUUAAUCCUGAAGGGCUGUUUUAUGCAGCUUCUAGACAGUUCACAACUGAAGAUUUUGAAAAGCUAUUGGCUUUUGCAAAGAAUUUGAAUGUAGAAUUCAGCUUGGAAGCAGAAAGAAUGACUCACGGCUAUUAUCUAGCAAGUCGCAGAAUCAGAACAGGCUCUGUAUGUGGAUCAAAGCUGUCAGCAUCUGCGUUAAAAUAUCUCGUUUUCCUAUCUGAAGCCCAUGCACGACUGAACUUAAGGAACAAAGUGCUUAAAGAAGAUGUGCUGAUUGCAGCCUUACUAUUUGAAACAUCCCUCACAUUGAAAUAUGGGGCCACUGUAUUUUGUGUUGCUCCGAAUGCAGUAUUUCCAUUUGAACUGUAUAAUGAAGAAUACUUAGAGCAAAGGGAUCUCUAUCUGACUCAGUGCCAACAACAGCUGGAACAAUUUAUUGCCACAUAUGGACCUGGGACAACUAUUUUCUCUAGUGAUGAAUAAGCAAUUUAAGGAAUUUUUGUUAAUUCCUACUUAAGCAGUGGAGAAAAAGUGUGAGUAUUUUGAGAGUGACUUUGAAGUAAUGCUUUGAUAAUACUUUGUACAGGAAUAUGUUACAAUACUAUUUUUAAAAAUAUAAAAUAUAGUCCUAUCAAAACUAAUUGCUAAUGGGAUAAAUACUAAUCCAAACCUCUAAAACCAACAGAAUUUUAAAACUUAGAACUAUGUGGACAAUUUAAAAUGAUAAAGUUGUCAAGGAGAAUACUAUAAAGAAAAACCUGUUAGCCCAGAAUACCAGUGGUGAACAGGUAAAAAUGUAAAGAAUGUUGCAAUUUAAGCAGUGUGUAAAAUGGCAACCUUUAUGUAGUUCACUCUACUGUCACAAGAUGGCAAUAACUCUUUACCUACAAAUUACUCUAAAACAUUUUUCUUCCACUUGUGAACUUGCUAAACUGAUGAGUAAAUACUUUAUAUAACCCGAAGCUUCAAAUGUAAGGCCUUUUCAUACUUUUUACUGGCAUGUCCAUUACAUAACUACUGUUUUAGAAGCCCUAAAUAUGGAAUUGGGAAAAGCCUUGGAAGUUUUCCAUAUGUAUAUGCUAGGUUAAAUGAAAAAAAUACUUUACACGGAAACAAGGAGCCAAUAACUUACAAACUGGCUCUCUAACCCUAACUGGUUACAAGAAAGGUUCCAAAAGGCAAAGAAACCAACUUGCAAAUCUAGUCCUCAUUUUUGGAGGGAAGAUAUCUGCUCUGAAAAGAUAGGGGCACCAUGAGAAAACAAAUCCAUCUUGUAAAAUUUAUAAAUCCUUUUUAGUUCAGUUUCCAUAACUUUAAUAAAAGAUCAGUUCUAUUCACAGAAAAGCAAAAUGUCAUUACCAAAUUCCCACUUUAUUAACCAAGAUGUUACCAUGCAUCAAUUCUUUCAAAACUGGUCCCUUAACAGAGAUGCUUAACUACACAGCUGGACCUCUCCCAUUCUCCACAGGACCCAGAGGAAGUUGUUCACUAUUCUUGAAUACCUACUAGUAGCAGGGAGUAAACAGUAUUAGUUUUCAGAAGCCAAAGGUAGUGUUUCUGUUUUUGUUUCUUGAGACGGGGUCUCUCUGUCACCCAGGCUGGAGUGCAGUGGUGUGAUCUUGGCUCACUGCAACCUCCACCUCCUGGGUUCAAGUGAUUCUCCUGCUGGGAUUACAGGUACACUCCACCAUGAUCGGCUAAUUUUUGUAUUUUUAAUAGAGACAAGGUUUCACCAUGUUGGCCAGGCUGGUCUUGAACUCCCGACCUUAGGUGAUCUGCCUGCCUCAGCCUCCCAAAGUGCUAAGAUUACAGUUAUGAGCCAACACGACUGGCAACAAAGGUAGUUUUCAACAAAAUAUUUACAUAUUACAGUUCUAUAAUGUUAAGACGUUUAUUUUGUGCUUCUCAAAUACUACAUUUCAAACAUGUCUGGCUCUCUUUGGGGGGAAGGCAAAACACAUUCCUAUUUUAUAAAACUAGGAUCCUUUUACAAUUGGAAAGCUUAAAAACACUAUUUUUUAUUUUUAUUUUUGAGAUGGGCUGUCACCGUUUGGAGGGCAGUGGCGCCAUCUCAGCUCCCUGCAGCCUUGACCUUGCAAGCAAUUCUCCCACCUUAGCCCUCGAGUAGCUGGGACUACAGGGACAUGCUACCACCCUGGGAUAACUUCUGCAUUUUUUGUAGAGGUGGUAUUUUGCCGUGUUUUCCAGGCUGGUCUCAAGUUAUCCUCCCAUCUCAGUACCUCAGCUUUCCAGUGUUGGGAUUACAGGAGUGAGCCACCAUGCAUGGCACCAAGAUGGCUUUUAUUUACUUAUCUAUAUUUAUAUAUACAUAUUUAUAUGUAGCUGUCACCCAAGCUGUAGUGUACUGAUGCAGUCAUAGCUCACUGCCACCUUAAUCUCCCCAGCUCAAAAAACCCAACCUCAGUCUCAAAGAUGGUUACUUCACCACAAAAAAAUUAAAAUGUUUAAAUUUCUCAUUAAAGAGUAGAAGUGUACAUUCAGAAAUUAUGGGAGGUAAUUCGUUAACAUUAAAUAUGAUGCCAAUGGUAUUUUAAAGGUUACUGGAGAAUUAGAAGGGGGUGGGGUGCAGGAUGAAAAAUUAAUGGGUGCAAUGUACACCAUUCAGGUAAUGGCUGCACAAAAAGCUCAGACUCCAAACUACUUCAUAUACCUAUGCAACAUAACUGCACUUGUACCCCCAAGUCUAUACUGAGGGAAGUGACUAAGAUGUUGCUAUACAGGUUUUAUACCAUUUAUCAUAUAAAAACUAUAACCUUGGUAAAAGGAAUUUGUAAGCUAGUACUCAACAGGAGAAAAGAUUUAGCUCUAAACCUUCACCCAGAUAUAAAUUCAGCUUUAGAAUUCUUGCCAAUUUAGUCCUAGACAGACUGGUCUGCUCAGUCAUUUCUCUUAACAUAGCAUACUGCUUAGUUAUUACAUGUACUAGUAUUAGGAUGAAUUUUUUGUUCACAAAGAUGAAAGCAAACUGAAUAAAAAAGGUGAAACCUUUAUCUGUAAGGGGGAAUUUGAUUGCUAUUUGGUAUUAAAGAGUUUUAAGAUUCCAACCACCUGGUACAACAGCAGGCUCUGAAGGGGAAGCCAGACAGGGAACCUAGAGGUACAAGCAAUGUCUCCCCAGCUGUCAGCCUCAAUGAGAAUCACCACCCAUAAAUAAGCUAAUUAUUGACAAGAUUAUCUUUCGAAUGUGUUCAAAACAGGUCUGACUAGUGACUAUGAGAAUGGAGCUAUUUAGAGUUGAUUUAAAAGAAAACACUUUAUUGUUCAGCAAUUAAAAGUUAGCAAAAUAUGUAUUUUUCUCCAUAAUUCAUUGUGAUGUUAUCAACAUCAAGUAAAAUGCUCAUUUUCAUCA